Molecule: messenger RNA, 1248 nt
Organism: Lachancea mirantina
Lineage: Eukaryota; Fungi; Ascomycota; Saccharomycetes; Saccharomycetales; Saccharomycetaceae
Source: the annotation of a GenBank genome assembly
AUGAACGCAGUUUCCUUCAUUGCAGAUCACAUCUCGCCCGCUGGCGACGAGACCAGUGCAGGCGGAGUGGCUCACGACGUCGUGAACGACGUCGUGAACGAUCCAGACGACCAGAAGGCUAGCGGCGGCUCCGAUGUGGAAUUGAGUCCCGAAGAUACCCCAGCUGCUGGGGCAGCGGCCGCAAAACCCCGGAAUCGGGCUCUUUUAUGGUCCAUCGUCGUCUUCUUGCCCAACGUCUUUCUCGUGAAACCGAUCCUGUUCCUAUGGUUCAUCGUGACUUUCCCGCUGAGUUUGGUUGAAAGAACUUCCCAGGCGCGUGAACGCGUCGCUGCCGGCGGCAGCGACGCAGCUGCCACCGGUGUCGCGGCCGCCGUUGACGACGGCACUGCAGGCGUCGCAGUGGACUUGCAACAUGCAGGCUCUGUCACGAAGUUCAACACGAUCGUCGAGGAAGAAGACGACGAUCUCGCGGGAGACGAGAUGAUUCUUCAGCCCGACGCAGCCAAGGACUCUCUCACAGCAGAAGUCGGUACUCCGGCGAAACCAAACGUCGCUAAAACGACGUCGUCUACAAGAGCCAGCGUUCGAUCCGGAAGUUCUGGCGCGGUGUUGGGGUCGCGGCGCAUGGGCCGGUUCCUGUUCCCGAAAAAACUCGUUCCCCAGUCGGUUCGCACGCGCUCGAAGCGCAAAACGCUCGUCCUGGAUCUCGACGAAACUCUGAUCCACUCCAUGUCGCGCGCUACGUCGUCGAGCAAUUCCUCGCAGGCACACAUGGUCGAGGUCAAGUUCGCGGUCAGCGGCAUCUCGACGCUCUACUACGUGCACAAGCGGCCCUACUGCGACCUGUUUCUCAGCAAGGUCGCCGUCUGGUACGACCUCGUCAUCUUCACUGCGUCCAUGAAAGAGUACGCAGACCCGGUCAUCGACUGGCUCGAGGGCUCGUUUCCAGGCCGCUUCUCGCAGCGCCUGUACCGCCAACACUGCAUUCUACGCGACGGUGUCGGCUACAUCAAAGAUCUGUCGCUCCUAUCCCACUCCGCACCCACCGACGUAUUCAUCGUCGAUAACAGCCCGGUCAGCUACGCCAUGCACGUGGACAACGCGAUUCGCGUCGAAGGCUGGAUCAGCGACCCCACCGAUACAGACCUACUCAAUCUACUGCCUCUGCUACAAGCGCUACGAUUCACGACCGACGUCCGGUAUGUCCUUUCGCUCAAGAACGGUGAGCACGCCUUCACGUCCAGAUAA